This is a messenger RNA of Passer domesticus (house sparrow), 2227 nucleotides long. It is a transcript of the gene NEIL2, whose product is annotated as nei like DNA glycosylase 2. Gene Ontology annotation, molecular function: damaged DNA binding; zinc ion binding; DNA N-glycosylase activity. Lineage: Eukaryota; Metazoa; Chordata; Aves; Passeriformes; Passeridae. The record is from RefSeq and is a predicted model, not a curated record. The transcript is spliced from 5 exons. Gene Ontology annotation, biological process: base-excision repair. Bases 421 to 1404 code for a protein of 327 amino acids.
GAGGGUAGAGGAAGGGCUGUGAGGAGCAGGGGGGUGGAAGGCUGCCCAGCUUCCUCCCCAAAUGGAUGCACAGGGAAAGCAGUGGAUGAGAGCUAGAUGCAGGAAUGUGGGGCUUGGGGAAAAAGCAGUGGGUGCCUUCAUUGCCCUGGGAUGAUGUGGGUGAGAAUGGGGUGGGAACUCAGUGCCUGUUUUCUGAGGAUGGCUGCAAACUGAUGCUUGGCUGAAUGUGAGAAGAUGGAGAGCUCUGCACACCCCUGACUGCGUGUGGAGGGUCAGAGCUGUGCCUUGAAGUCCCUGCAGGAGCCUUGCCCAGGGGUGUAAGGUCACAGGGAGCCUUCCUGCAAUCCUGGGGUGCAGGCAGAGCUGGGGUCUAGGGCAGAGUGUGACAAGGACCUGCUAAUCCCUCUGCAGCUGCUGGAGAUGCCAGAGGGCCCGUCAGUGAGGAAGUUCCAGCUGCUGACCUCCCCUUUUGUGGGACAAGUGGUGGCCAAGGUGGGGGGAAGCAGCCGGAAGCUCAGUGUGAAUGACCUGAAUGCCCUGAGGCUCCAGGACUCCCAGGUUCAUGGGAAGAACUUGUACCUGGCAUUUGUGGCAGCUGAAGGUCCUGUUGGACCAACUGCAGAAGAGACAGCGCUGCAAAGAGAGGCUGCUUGUGGGGCACACUGUCCUGCCCAGGGACAGCAAGGACAGGAUGGUGCUCCACAUCCCCAUUCCCAGGAUGAGGAGCUGCAGGAAGCCCAGCACUCAAGAUCUGAAGGCCCAGAGGCAGCAGAGGGUCGGGGCAAUUGGCUGCGCGUCCACUUCGGCAUGUUCGGCAGCGUCCGGGCAAACGAGUUCUCAAGGGCAAGCAGAGCCAAUAAAAGGGGGGACUGGAAGGAUCCUGUGCCCAGGCUGGUUCUGUACUUUGAGAGUGGAGGUUUCCUUGUUUUCUACAACUGCCGGAUGCUCUGGUGCUCCUCUCCAAAGGCUGAUCCUGCUUCUGACAUCCUGUCUGUGGAAUUCCACCGUGGCCGGGCGCUGCGUGCCCUCUGUGCACCCGAUCCCGUCUGCUACACCCUCCUAGACCAAAGAUAUUUUUCAGGGCUGGGGAACAUCAUUAAGAAUGAGAUCCUGUACCUGGCCAGGAUCCACCCGUUAACACCAGGCUCCCUCUUGGCUCUCUCAGAUCUGGAGCGUCUGCUGGACUGCGCCCUUCAGUUCAGCUCUGAGUGGCUGCACAGCAAACUGCGUGGCCAAGGGCUGCACCCCCAGGUGUACCAGAAGGAGCAGUGUCCCCUGGGGCAUCCCCUGAUGAAGGGCACUUUUGGACCCUCGGGUGGCUUCAAGAGACUUACGUGGUGGUGCCCUCAGUGCCAGCCUGCGGUGCUGCCAGGGGAUGGGGACCCUUCCCCAGUCACUGAGUGACCUGUCCUGCAGGGUGCUGGGUGGUCUCUGAUCCACGCUCUUUGUUGUCCUAGAAGGUCUCUGGGGUUUCUUUUAGGCUGUUGAGUUUGGCCCUUAGGGAGUUGGCAGAGUUAAGUGCUCAGUGGAGGUCCCAGGUCCACUGAGUGGCUGCAGAAAGGAAAAAGUGGCUGCCCAUGGUUUUUUUUUUGGUUUUUUUUGUCACAUUGGCACCACAGUGUAAAGUUUGACCAGGUUUGAGGUGCAUUGGUCACCCCAUUCAGGUGGCAGUGGGUGGGAAGUGUAGAAGGGUGAGCAGGGGAUUGCCGUGGUCUGAAGUGACUCUCACUUGACCCCAGAGGAGUCAGCAAAACAGAGGAUAUCCCUCUGCCUAAGCAGCUUGAUUAAUUAGGAAUUAAAUAAUCCUGCCUCUGUUUGGAGCUGAAUACCUGUGUGCUGGGCUGUUAUUGGGUGUGGUUAAACACGAGGGGCUGUUCUCUGUGUCAGAGCUGACAGGAACAGCUCCCUCCUUCCACGUCAACAUACACAAAAUGUAUGUCAGCAGUGCUUGGCGGAGCUCAUCUCUGCACCCACAGGUUUCAGCUUUGUGGCAACCUGCCAAUUCCAGAUCUCACUGUAAAAAUGAAAAAAAAAAAAUUACAGUGUGUGACAGUGUUGCAUAAAACUCAGGAUCUCCAAGGAAACUGAAAGCAGAAAGGUUUGGAAAUAGAGCUGUGUCUCUGUAUACUAGGUGGGAACUGCUGCUGUCCUCUCUCCCUGGAUUUGAGUUUAUUUUAAUAAUAAGUUGUUGACUUGAGCAAAAAAAAUAAAAGCUGGAUUAGAAUCA